AUGUGUUUGGAAUCGGAAAUUGGUCACGAUUCACGGCAAUUUAUCCUUCUCCCAACACCCUGCACUCACAUCGGCAACAUGUUUCACGAAAGAAGUAAAGGUUGGGGGGGGGUGCAAAAACAAUUUGUUUUUCUUUCCUUUUCUUUUUUCUUUUCCUUCGUUCUUCCUCUUUCACUAUCGUUCGUCCAUCCAUCCGCACGUCCGUCCUUCGGUCCCUACAUUCAUCCCUCCGUCCUUCGGUCCCUCCGUACGUCCAUCCGCCCCUCCAUCUGUCCAUCGGUCCGACCACCGGUCCGUCCGUCCAUCCGUCCCUCCAUUCGUCCAUCGGUCCGACCAUCGGUCCGUCCGUCCAUCUGUCCCUCCAUCCGUCCAUCGGUCCGACCAUCGGUCCGACCGUCCAUCCGUCCCUCCAUCCGUCCAUCGGUCCGACCAUCGGUCCGUCCGUCCAUCUGUCCCUCCAUCCGUCCAUCAGUCCAACCAUCGGUCCGUCUGUCCAUCUGUCCUUCCAUCCGUCCAUCGGUCCGACCAUCGGUCCGAUCAUCGGUCCGUCUGUCCAUCUGUCCUUCCAUCUGUCCCUCCAUCCGUCCAUCGGUCCGACCAUCGGUCCGACCAUCGGUCCGUACGUCCAUCCGUCCCUCCAUCCGUCCAUCGGUCCGACCAUCGGUCCGACCAUCGGUCCAUCUGUCCCCCCAUCCGUCCAUCCACCCGUCCGUCCAUCCGCCUGUUCGUCCAUCUCUCCGUCCCUCCGUCUUCGCUCCGUCCAUCCAUCCCUCUGUCCGCCCAUCCGUGAAGUUGCUUGAUAUUUAA
This is a messenger RNA of Acanthosepion pharaonis, 807 nucleotides long. The record is from the annotation of a GenBank genome assembly. Lineage: Eukaryota; Metazoa; Mollusca; Cephalopoda; Sepiida; Sepiidae.